GACAGUCUCAAAGUGAGGAGACGGUUGUCUUCUAUAAAUAGGAUAAAGAAGGAUUGACAUACAAUUUUCACUUAACAUAGUGUGAUAUAAGAAAAAAAUUGAGAAAAAGAUGAAGGGUGCUGUGAAAGGAAAAGAAGAGAGGGAUAGGAAGAGAAGAAGAGAUUUGAGAUGGAAGGAAAAGAAGGAUGGGAAGAAGAGAAAAUUUGGAGAUUUUGGAAGGAAGAGAAAAUUUGAGGAAUCGAAAGAAUCAAAACCCCUCCAGAAAUCAAACAGAAGCCAAACUGACGUUGCCCUUAGCAUCACGAAAGGUUUGUUCGAUUCUAAGGACAAGAACAUUGUGUUUUCUCCCUUGUCUCUUCAAGUCGUGCUCAGCAUCAUCGCCGCUGGUUCUGAUGGCUCCACACUCGACGAGCUUCUCUCCUUCCUCGGAUCCAAUUCCACUGACCAUCUCAACUCCUUCGCCUCUCAGCUCAUCUCCACCGUGCUCUCCGAUGCUGCUCCUGCCGGCGGUCCUCGCCUUUGUUUUGCCAACAGCGUGUGGGUUGAAAAAUCCCUUCCUGUUAACCAUUCCUUCAAACAAGUCAUGAACACUGAUUAUAAGGCCACUUUAACAUCUGUUGAUUUCUGCACUAAGGCUCUUCAGGUGGCCAGGGAAGUGAAUUUAUGGGCUGAGAAAGAGACAAAAGGCCUUAUCAAAGACCUUCUUCCUCCUGGGUCAGUUGGCCACUUAACCAGACUUAUCUUUGUAAAUGCAUUGUACUUCAAAGGUAAAUGGAUUGAGAAGUUUAAGGCUUCAAUGACAAAAGACUAUAAAUUUUACCUUCUUAAUCGCACCUCAGUCAAGGCUCCCUUCAUGGUCAGCAAGGAGAAGCAAUUCAUUAGUGCUUUUAAGGAUUUCAAAGUCCUUGGUCUACCUUAUAAGCAUGGUAAAGACGAGCGUAACUUCUCCAUGUACAUUUUUCUUCCACAUGCAAAAAAUGGGCUGUCAGAUUUGGUGGAGCUGGUGACUUCAAAAUCUGGGUUCCUCGAAAGCAAGCUUCCUAAUCAUAAAGUUGAAGUAGGUGACUUCAGGAUUCCCAAAUUCAAAAUUUCUUUUGAUUUUGAAGCUUCUCUUCUUCUUAAGAAGCUGGGAGUGGUUUUGCCUUUCUCUCAAUCUGAUGCCGAUUUGACGAAAAUGGUGGAUUCUCCCAAUGGUCGAGGAGACUUACAUGUUUAUGAGGUAUUUCACAAGUCUUUCAUUGAAGUAAAUGAAGAAGGCACUGAAGCUGCAGCAGCGAGUGCUUGUAUAUUAAAAUACAAGGGUGUGCGAACACCACCGACUCGGCUAGACUUCGUAGCUGACCAUCCUUUCAUGUUCCUGAUCAGAGAAGAUUUGUCUGGAACAAUACUAUUUAUUGGGCAGGUGCUCAAUCCACUUGAUGGGUGAUAAUAACAUCCUAAGUGAAACUUAAGCCCUUAUUAUGCUGUUUUGUUUUUCUUAGUUAAUGUGAUUUCAAGUAGAGGAAAAUUCACAAUUUGUUUAUGCAUUUUAUGAAUAUCUUGAACUGCACUCCUUUUGAAGAUGUAUUGCUUCAGAGUUGGAUCUUGCAACUUAUCUAUCCCUCUUACUGAUAGCUCUUCUUGAGUUGAAUGUUACACUUAUGUGGCAGUGAAGCGUUGGAGAGAUUUACACGAAAACACUAAGGUAAAAGUUUGGGGUGUUGUUUUUAGAUGAAUCUAAAUUGCAAAACAAGUUCUGUUUUGAA
Messenger RNA from Lotus japonicus, 1745 nucleotides. RefSeq names its product serpin-ZX-like. The record is from RefSeq and is a predicted model, not a curated record. The coding region runs from base 110 to 1426 and encodes 438 amino acids. NCBI's taxonomy places the organism in Eukaryota, Viridiplantae, Streptophyta, Magnoliopsida, Fabales, Fabaceae. The transcript is spliced from 2 exons. Gene Ontology annotation, molecular function: serine-type endopeptidase inhibitor activity.